Penicillium manginii is the source of this 1695-nucleotide messenger RNA. Its product is annotated as bifunctional metallophosphatase/5'-nucleotidase. NCBI's taxonomy places the organism in Eukaryota, Fungi, Ascomycota, Eurotiomycetes, Eurotiales, Aspergillaceae. The record is from RefSeq and is a predicted model, not a curated record. The coding region runs from base 1 to 1695 and encodes 564 amino acids. The transcript is spliced from 6 exons. Gene Ontology annotation, biological process: nucleotide catabolic process. Gene Ontology annotation, molecular function: hydrolase activity.
AUGGAGUCAAAGGAGUUAAAAUUUGUUCACUUCAAUGAUGUAUAUCAUGUGCCAUCUGCAGAGAAACUUUCACGCUUCAUGCAACUGAAAUCCUCAUUUAUGACCGACGGAGCUUUGACUGUUUUCAGCGGAGAUGCCUUUUCACCGUCCCUUGAGGCGAGUAUCCUAAAAGGCGAGCAUAUGGGACCUCUUCUCGACUUUGUUGGUGUCGAUAUCGCCUGUUACGGGAAUCAUGAUUUUGACUUUGGCGACCAGCGGCUCAUCGAGCUGUCUAAUAAAGUUUGCUUUCCUUGGGUGCUUUCCAAUGCUUGGCAUUUACCUUUGAAAGAGAAUGAGCAUCCCGAUACGCGUCUACUCGGUUGUGCCAAAUCCUACGUAACUAAGAAUGUCAAUGGAUGUCGGGUUGGAUUCUUUGGACUAGCUGGCACGGAUUGGCCGUCCAAUUGCGAAAAGCUGCCCCACUCACAUAUCGAAUGCCCUGUUAAAACUGCCCAGCGAAUGGCAUCCCACCUUCGUGUUCGAGAGAAUUGCGACUUGGUUAUCGCGUUGACCCAUAUGCGUCUUGCCGAAGACAUGGAAGUUGCAGAAGCGACAAAAACGGGCAAAAGUAGAGUCGAUUUACUUUUGGGUGGCCAUGACCAUGAAGUUGUUCGACGGUUCAAUGGCGAUACUGAUACGGACCCAGCAAAUGUUGAACAAGGUCACGAUAACAUAGAUAUUACAGUUGAAGGCUUGAUACGCGAUGCUCAGGGUGAUAUUCGGAUUAUCAAAAGCGGGACAGACUGGACAGGCUUGUCUUUGGUACGAAUGAUAAUAGGAAAAGAUGAGAAAGGAAGUACUAAUAUCUCCACGGUUGUGAGCCAGUGGAGCAAUAUCGAUACAGAAAAUCCGCUCGUCUCUACUAUUACGCCCGGAAUUAACCAGUUACUGGAUUCAAUUCAUAACCGUGUCGAUGAUCUUGUUCAGGAGCCUGUCUUGCACUCCUAUACCUUGCUCGAUGGCCGUGGCUCAGUCGUUCGCAGCCAAGAGACAAAUCUAGGUAAUAUGUUAGCAACUGCAGUUCAGGCUUUCUAUAAUACAGAUAUAGCGCUUUUCAACAGUGGCUCUAUUCGCUGCAACCAACUUCUUGGUCCAUCCAUACCGGGUGGCUCCCCAUUGUUGAUAAAAGAUAUUAUUACUAACGAUCUAGACAUCUGCCCUUUUGAAAACUCCCUUCUGGUAAAAAGAAUCAAGGGUAGUGUUAUAAUACACUCUAUGGAAAACUCAAUUGGAGAUAUGCACAUGGACGGACGUUUCCUUCAGGUAGCUGGUCUACGCAUGGUAGCUACCUGGCAACGAAAACCGGAGCAUCGCGUCUUGGAAAUAUUCCUUGAUCGACCCGGUGCAGCGCCACAAAAACUAGAUCCCUCUCGCGUAUAUACCGUUGCCUUGCCCAAGUUUAUCGGGGAUGGAUUUGAUGGAUAUACCUCAUUUCCGGCAGAGGAGACAAUCGUCGACGAAGAAACUGCUAUAACUGAUACCGGUCUCAUGUUACAAAUAUUUGGACAAAAGGCCGAAGAGAGGUGUGAUGAUCACGAGCUGGGUAUCCAGCGAGCGCAAGCUGUUACUAUCGUUGGUACAGCCUCGGACGGCUUGCCUAUUGUAAAUCCUGUGGUUGACGGUAGAAUUCGGUUUAUCGAGUGCCCGGCGCUCUAA